Molecule: messenger RNA, 1044 nt
Organism: Aspergillus pseudonomiae
Lineage: Eukaryota; Fungi; Ascomycota; Eurotiomycetes; Eurotiales; Aspergillaceae
Exons: 2
Coding region: 134-751 (205 amino acids)
Source: RefSeq, a predicted model, not a curated record
AAAUUGUCAGUGCGUUGCAGGCCUCGGGCUAUUGGGGUUUUGGAGACAAAAAGUACUUUUUCUCCAGGGAGUCAGAGAGCUGCUUCAACAUUCCUUUUUCGAUAGUAAGACUUUGAAAAGCAAUUUUUACAAAAUGCCCACUAUUCCUGCCCGUCGGUUUGCGACGCAACGACUGCAUGUUGGCCAGUCGAUCAAGGUCAUAGACUCCUCGGGAGGUCAGGUCAUCGACACCUGGGCUUUUACUAUUACCUCAACACCCACCUUUCCCAGAUAUAUGUCGAUGACUCACACUCGGUCCACCUUGCAUAAACUUCUUCCAUCCGUUAACGAAUCAUUCCUGGACAACAGACGGGAUCCUAUUUUGACAAUUGUCGAGGACACAUCUCCUGGCGUGCACGACGUUCUCUACGCUGCUUGCUCUCCAGAACGUUACCUCCAACUUGGCAGCGAUAAAGACCACGAUAACUGCGCCGAUAAUCUUCGCAGUGCUGUACAGCAAUGUGCUGAACCAUCAUUCAGCUAUAUUACUGGGUUUCUAGAGAGCGGCUGGGUACCCGAUCCACUGAAUCUAUUCAUGAAGGUCGAUAUCAAUGGCACCAAGCUACAAUGCAUGAACCCGGACAGCAAGGCGGGGGACUAUAUUGUAUUGAAAGCGGAGCAAGAAUGUGUUGUAAUUAUGAGUGCCUGUCCGAUGGAUUUAAGUGCUUGUAACGGGGGCGAGCCCAGAAGCGCAGAUUUUGAGGUUCUUUGAGUGGUUACAUUUGUGAGGUCCACACUCAAAUACUCGUGCUUAAAUUAGCGUUAAAUUUUCCAAGUUAUAUUGAUUUUCAGUAUAAACAUUUGUACCAGUUCUGCAACCAGCUGUAUCAAGCGAUGAAAGAGGUGGUCCUCUACGUCCACCGUCUUGGGGAAACACCAGAUCCCAUUCUGUAGUCCAUUCCUUUAACGACAAACAAAGAUAUGAAUGUUCUGGCUUGGGUAGAACUUACAGAUAACCCAGACUACGCUGUGAUUGCUCUUUUCAACUGCUUCGCUGGAUCUCCG